This is a messenger RNA of Arachis stenosperma, 2703 nucleotides long. Its product is annotated as putative zinc transporter At3g08650. Bases 557 to 2359 code for a protein of 600 amino acids. The record is from RefSeq and is a predicted model, not a curated record. The transcript has 6 exons. Gene Ontology annotation, biological process: zinc ion transmembrane transport. Lineage: Eukaryota; Viridiplantae; Streptophyta; Magnoliopsida; Fabales; Fabaceae. Gene Ontology annotation, molecular function: zinc ion transmembrane transporter activity. Gene Ontology annotation, cellular component: membrane.
AGACAGCGUAUAAGCUUGCAAACUGCAAUGCGUUUUCUGCGUGCGUUAAGUCGCUGGUUUUCGGAACCCCUGAAAACUGAAAUUUAAUUUCCCUUUCCCUUUCUAGUCACUGUUGACAAAGCAAGAAGAUAAACAUCUUCUUCUCUCUUUCAAUUCCUUCCUUUUUAACCUCAAUUCUCAUAAUUCUCCCUUCUUCUACUCAAUUAGGGUUUUCAUUUUUUCCACACUCUUCUUAUUUUUACCCUCUCACUUCUUUUUAAUUCCAUUUCGUAUAUCCUUUUCUCUGCCGCUUUGCAGCAAUGGCCCAAUCAUGUAGGAUGGCCUUAAAUUGCUAGUACCCUGUAUCAAUUUUUAGCUGCAUUAUGCAUUUCAGGUGACUUUUUCGAAUUGCAUUGACUUUGAUGAUGAUAUCAACAACUGCUUUCUCAAUUAAGCUGGUUGAAGAAGCUUGUGUUGUGCUUCCUCCAUUGGCUAUGGAGUUGUAGCUUUUGGAGGAUUUUGAGUUGGGGCUGGUGGCAUAAAGAGUGUGACAGUUUUAUUUGGGUAGAGGGGUUAAAUGUUGCACAUGGCUCCAAAUCUGAAGCUUAGGUUAUGCGUCACCUUGUUGUUUUUAGUCUUAAGCGUUCUUCUGUUUGGCAUUUCAAACGCCGAAUCUGAAGGAGUUUCACAAAUAGUUAGAUCUGCCCCGGAUAAGGAUGUAGGAGCCAAUGUAUUUGAUGGAACUGGUGAGGGUUCCUUUAAGUUUGAGGAUGGUAAUACUAUGAAGACUAAUAGGAAGGGUGGAAACAAUAGAGUUUCUAUUUCUACAGUCGCAUUAUUUACAUUGGCAAUGGCAGCUGCCACUGGUUUAGGUGCUGUGCCCUUCUUCUUUGUGGAGCUUGAUCCGCAGUGGGCUGGAUUGUGCAAUGGAAUGGCUGCAGGUGUCAUGUUAGCUGCAAGCUUUGACCUCGUACAGGAAGGGCAGGAAUUUGGCGCGGGAAAUUGGGUUGUCACUGGGAUUCUAUCUGGAGGAAUCUUUAUUUGGCUAUGCAAGAAGUUUCUUGAGCAAUAUGGGGAUGUAAGCAUGCUGGAUUUAAAAGGUGCAGAUGCAGCUAAAGUUGUUCUUGUGAUUGGAAUAAUGACUCUCCAUUCUUUUGGGGAGGGAUCUGGGGUUGGCGUCUCUUUUGCUGGCUCAAAGGGUUUUUCUCAAGGACUGUUGGUAACUUUGGCUAUUGCUGUACACAACAUACCAGAGGGAUUAGCGGUGAGCAUGGUGCUGGCAUCAAGGGGUGUCUCUCCGCAAAAUGCUAUGUUGUGGAGUGUAAUUACUUCUUUACCUCAGCCAAUUGUAGCUGUUCCUUCAUUUAUUUGUGCUGAUGCAUUCAGCAAGUUCCUUCCUUUUUGUACUGGAUUUGCUGCUGGAUGCAUGAUUUGGAUGGUUGUUGCAGAAGUUCUUCCUGAUGCAUUCAAGGAAGCCUCAGCUUCACAGGUUGCAUCAGCAGCAACCCUUUCUGUAGCAUUCAUGGAAGCUCUAAGCACCUUAUUUCAGAAUUUCACCCAUGACUACAACUCUGAGGAUGCUUCUGGCUUCUUUGUCUCACUACUUUUUGGCCUGGGGCCAUUACUUGGUGGAGUUAUCCUGGUUGCAUUUGCUCUUGUGUUUCAUCUCCAGCAUGCUCUCCUUAUGGGCACGGGUUGUGGCAUUGCUUUUGUUCUUGGAGCCUGGCGACCAGUCCAGCUUAUUUUGUCUUCAAAAUUAGGACUUAUUCCCUUUAUGUUGCUCCUUGCAAUGGGGGCUGCAUUGGUCCAUUUUACAUCCUCAAGUGUAUUGAAGAUGGCAUCCAAAAAAACCUCGGGUGGUGACUUGCCUACACUUACAGGCUUCCCACUUAGUGUUCACACCCUUCAGUCAUUCAUAUCAUGCGGUGCAGUCGCUUUUCACGCUUUGGCAGAAGGACUAGCAUUGGGAGUGGCUGCACCAAAAGCAUACGGACUUGGCCGUCACAUGGUCCUUCCGGUCUCCCUACAUGGGCUCCCCCGAGGCGCAGCCGUGGCUAGCUGCAUCUUCGGUGCCACAGAUAGCUGGCAUGGUUCCCUUGCCUCCGCCGCCAUAAUCGGAUUUAUGGGUCCAAUAUCAGCAAUAGGGGCUAUCCUCACCGGUAUUGACUAUAGUGGCCUUGAUCAUAUAAUGGUUCUUGCUUGUGGUGGAUUGAUCCCGAGCUUUGGAACUGUAGUUAAGAGAGCCCUUAGUUUGGAUAAGAGGAAGAGCACAUGUGGCCUCAUUCUUGGUAUGGGGUUUGCUACUUUGUGUCUAACUUUCACUAGGUUGGUUUGCUUGCAUACACUGUACUGCAAUUCUGCACCUGAAGCUGUAAGAUAAGAACACAACUAUGCUUCAUUUCGUGCAAUAUUGAUUUCUAAUGUUCCUGCAACUGCAAUAUGCAUUUCUUUAGUUCAAUGUCUCAAGACAUAGCUUCACAAAUUUGGAGAGAUUGUCAAUGAAGGAUGUGGAAAGAGAGAGGUCAAAGAUGAAAUCAGAUUUUCAAUUGAGCCAAGUUUUCAUUUAGAACAUGUGCCUUAUGUGUCAUACACGAGUUUUUACUUGUAUAUAUAGUUUUAUCAAAGAUGGAAAUGGUAAUUUUUUCUUCUUUUUAAUCCUCUCUCAAUAGGUGUUGUGACAUAUAGAUCUGAUAUCGCAUGGUGCUGAUGGCCCAUUCGCUAAUA